AUUUGAAGCGCCAGAGAGAGUGGAAGUUCUUAACAGUGAAUAUGAGUGACGAAGGAAAGAAAUCAUGGGUGAGAAAGAAUCUCAUGUUGGUUCUCACUCUGAUUGGAGUUGCUGCGGGAGUUUUGUUGGGAUUUUCCUUGAAAGCUCUCCAUCUCAAUCCACACUACUUGCCGGAUUACAUCGCGAUCAUCUCCUAUCCUGGAGUAAUCUUCAUGAGCUUCCUGAAAAUGAUCAUUCUACCACUGCUAAUUUGUUGCCUCAUUUACGGAACCGCGAGUUUGAACAUUGGUGCCAAUGGGAAGAUCGCUGUAAGAACGCUGAUUUACUUCGUCUCCAGUUCAUUCAUCGCCGUGUCAAUUGGACUGUGUUUAGUCGUCCUCAUUAAACCAGGAGUGGACACAACCAGUGAAAGAAGCAUCAGUGAAGAGAGAAACAGUUCGGCAACUUCUGAAGUGAAUCUCUUGGACACAUUUCUCGAUCUGGGACGAAAUCUUGUGCCAAACAAUCUCUUCAGGGCGACAUUUCAGCAAGCUUACACAGAUCGUGAUCUCGAGAGUGACCAGAAAGUGAUUCGCUUCCGCGAUGGUACCAACAGCAUGGGAAUUGUAUUCUUUUGCUUUCUUCUUGGAGGAGUUCUGGGAACGCUAGGGGAGCGUGGAAAAGUGGCCAUUGAUUUCUUCCAAGGAGUUCUUGAGGCAAUGAUGAGAAUAGUUCGAGCAGGAAUGUGGAUGACACCUUUGGGAGUGUGCAGUAUCAUUGCGGGGAAAAUUAUGGAGGUGGAAAAUUUAAGUCUCGUUCUUUCUCAACUGGGAAAAUUCAUAAUAACAGUUUGCAUCGGUGAAACAGUUUAUCAAUUGGUAAUCCUUCAAUCGUAUUAUUACAUCAUUAUCAGGAAGAAUCCCUUCAAAUUCUACGUCAAGCUAUUCGAUCCGAUGAUUUCAGGAUUCGCCACAUGUUCAACACUUGCUACACUUCCAAUAACGUUGCGAACACUGAAUGAUAAAGUGAAAAUCAAUCCGCGAGUGACGAGAUUCGUUCUUCCUCUGGGAUGCUCAAUGAAUACCGAUGGAGCUGCGAUGUUUAUGGUGAUCGCUUCAGCAUUCCUCGCUCAGAUGCAAGGCAUUGAUCUUCGAAUGGGAGAACUUUUGACUCUCCUCGUCAUGACUACGAUCAUGUCUUUAUCAGUUGGAACGGUUCCGAGUGGAGCUGUCGUCUUGGUAGUGAUCAUUCUGUCUACAAUCAAUGCUUCUGCUGACCAAAUCACUCUUCUCUUCACUGUGGAGUGGUUCCUGGACAGAAUCAGGACGACAAACAAUGUUCUAACCGAUUGCUAUGCGUCGGCAAUAGUCGAUCAUCUUUCCCGAAAGGAAUUGGAGCUGCAGAACUUAGAAGAAGAAGGAGCGAUGCUGCAAUCAGUGGAAGUGGAGAGACCAAGAAAAAUAGCAAAUAUUUAAUUUUACAAUUUUCUUU
Phlebotomus argentipes is the source of this 1470-nucleotide messenger RNA. Its product is annotated as excitatory amino acid transporter 1-like. Gene Ontology annotation, cellular component: plasma membrane. Gene Ontology annotation, molecular function: glutamate:sodium symporter activity; neutral L-amino acid transmembrane transporter activity; L-glutamate transmembrane transporter activity. The transcript has 2 exons. The record is from RefSeq and is a predicted model, not a curated record. Gene Ontology annotation, biological process: L-glutamate transmembrane transport. NCBI's taxonomy places the organism in Eukaryota, Metazoa, Arthropoda, Insecta, Diptera, Psychodidae. Bases 42 to 1454 code for a protein of 470 amino acids.